AUGACGACAACAAAGGGCAAGCAGACAAAAUCGCAUCCUAUCGUUCUGUUGUUGAUAGCUGUCGCCUCUGCUUGUGUUGUUUUGUGGCCUUGGCUAUUCAACAUACAGAAGCAAAAACUCCAGCUCGCUUCUCGAAUUUUGCCUUUAUUUGACUCACAUUUGCGUGAUAUCUUCUUGGAUCCUUGGUCAUGGCAAACGUAUGAAAAAGAAUAUGCCCAGACAAGAACGUAUGAUUGGAUUAUUUCUCGAUCCCUUGUUGCCCCAGAUGGUGUUUUACGCGAGAUGAUCACUGUCAAUGGCGCAUUUCCCGGUCCAACAAUCGAGGCAAAUGUAGGCGAUCGAAUUAUCGUUAGGAUACAAAAUCAUCUUACUUUUCCUGAAAACCAACCUGAGCGACAACGAUAUUCAACAAUGAUGCACAAAGUACACCACAAACACACAGACAGUCAUGUUGCAUUGCAUUGGCAUGGAUUACGAAUGUAUGCACAAUCAGAUCAAGAUGGCGCGCAUGGAUUCACAUCUUGCAGUAUACCUCCUGGCAAGUCUCACACGUACAACUUCACUUUAGGGUCGGAAGAUGUAGGAACACACUGGUGGCACUCUCACGUAGGGAUGUCAAGAAGUGAUGGUUUAUGGGGAGCAUUGAUUGUUCGCGAUCCGGAAGAGAGGCAUCGAAUUGCCACAAUGGCCGGUCAGUCAUACGAUGCAGAAGCAUUGGUCGCUUUUGGAGAUCAUUAUCAUAAGACUGGCGCACAUCAGUUGUCUUGGUUUAUGUCUUUAUCCUCUCUGGGUUUCGAGCCAACACCUGAGUCAAGCUUGAUCAACGGCAAGAAUAUUUUCAAUUGCAGUCGAGCCAUUGCACCUGACACUGCUUGUAGCUCCCUGCACUCACAGUAUUCACAGAUUCCUCUCGGCACAAAAGAUGAGAAAACUAGGUUACGACUCAUAAAUGUAGGAGCAGUUGCAAACCAAUUCGUCAGCAUUGAUCAUCAUACGCUAACGGUUGUAGAAGUUGACGGUACUCUCAUCAAGCCAUUUACUGUCCGCAGAUUAACAAUUGCUCCAGGACAACGAUAUUCGGUAAUUGCCGAUAGAGCCAAAGACUUUUCAGAUGAUAAGGUAGAGUAUUGGUUUCGCACGACGAUCGAUCAUGAAUGCUUCAAUAUGCCUAAUCCUGCUUUAACCUUGACAUCGAAAGCGAUUAUUCGAUACACAGAAAAACAAAAGCAAGCCCAAGAGGGAAGCGAUGAGAUCAAUCAAAUGUGGAAUAAAUUGUCAAUCUUUGGCGGGAAAAGUAUACCAAAAACACAGCCCUGGUCUGAAGUACCUGAACCGGAGAAUGGGAUCUUAAUGGAUUCAUGUCAAGAUGUACAUCAUUCAGCUUUAAAGCCACUGUUUGGAGAGCAAGAUCCUGCGCCUGCUACCUUUGAUCAGCAAUUCAUUUUAGAUGCAAGAAUGCCAAGGCUUUCAACGAAUAAACUGGUUCCAAUGGGAUAUAUCAAUGGUUCAUCAUGGCGUUCAGAUGAGAAUGAACCGCUUCUCAAUCGGUAUACUGUCCGAGAGAAACAUGGAAGUGCUGCAAACCCCGCAGAAAGGAACGGUCCAAUGGUGUUAGAGUUACCUUUACAUCAUUCUACACCCGGUUUCAUUGAGGUGAUUGUGCAAAAUUGGGAUGACGGGCCACAUCCAUUCCACUUACAUGGACACAAGUUUUGGGUCAUGGAAACAUUUCAAACGGCGUAUUUGCAUGGUUUAUACAAGGAUAAAGGUCAAUCAAAAAAGUAUAACUUGAGCGAAGCAACAAAGAGAGAUACUGUCAAUAUUCCAAGACGAGGAUAUGCAGUUCUUCGUUGGAAAGCUGACAAUCCUGGCGUUUGGGCGUUUCAUUGUCACGUUCUGGUUCAUAUGGUUAGCGGAAUGGCAAUGGCCUUUGUUGAUAUGCCUGAAAAGAUUCCCGAUCUUGGAAUAUCGACCAAAAUGUGUAAACCUUCACUUUGACUUGCCAUGCUUGCUUAGCAUCAUCCUUCUCCUUAGCGCCUCUAUCAAAUUAGCGUUUCGGCAGGCACCCGUCAAAUGUUGCUGCGGAGGUAGGCUUAGCUUUUGCAGUAGCGUAUGAAUUGCGAACGUGGUCAUGCAAUUAACCAUU
Molecule: messenger RNA, 2146 nt
Organism: Meira miltonrushii
Lineage: Eukaryota; Fungi; Basidiomycota; Exobasidiomycetes; Exobasidiales; Brachybasidiaceae
Exons: 2
Coding region: 1-1998 (665 amino acids)
Molecular function (GO): oxidoreductase activity; copper ion binding
Source: RefSeq, a predicted model, not a curated record